AUGAAGCUCACCAGCCUCAUUCUUCUCGCUGCUGCGGCUGGCUCCGCGGUGGCAGCUCCUGUUCGAGAACAUGCUAAGCGGGCAUCUUUGUUCCAAUUUGUGGAGGAAAAGAUAUUGAUUGGACUGUCAGGGUUUGGAACAAACGAGUCGGGCGCCGAAUUUGGCGAGAACAAUCUCCCUGGAGUGUGGGGGACCGACUAUAUCUGGCCUGAUACCAGCACCAUCCAAACCCUGAUCGACAAGGGUAUGAACAUAUUCCGCGUCCAGUUCAAGAUGGAGCGACUGGCACCUGGUUCCAUGACGGGAUCUUUCAAUGCCGAUUAUCUGAGGAACCUGACAGCUAUCCUAGAGAUGGAGGACGUCUGGGCCGUGUUAACGAUCAGCAGCAACGGUGCCAUUAUUACCAGCACGUCCGAAUUCCAGACAUUCUGGCAGAACGUCGCCAUGAGACCGUUCCGUGAACAAGCCCUCGCAUUAGCAGAAAAUGCUGACAUCAAUGAUGUAGACAACGAGUACUACGGCAUGGACCAGACACUAGUCCUCAACCUCAACCAAGCAGCAAUCAACGGCAUCCGCGCCGCAGGGGCAACAUCGCAAUACAUCUUCGUGGAAGGCAACUCCUGGACCGGGGCAUGGACCUGGACGAGCGUCAACGACAACAUGAAAGCACUGACCGACCCACAGGAUAAGAUCGUGUAUGAGAUGCACCAGUACCUGGAUAGCGAUGGGUCCGGGACGAGCGCGACGUGCGUGUCGAGCACGAUCGGGGAGGAACGCGUGAGCUCUGCGACGGCGUGGCUGCGGGCGAAUGGGAAGAAGGGGAUUCUGGGGGAGUUUGCGGGGGGUGUCAAUGAUCAGUGCAAGACGGCGGUGACGGGGAUGUUAAAUGCGAUGGCUGCGAGUUCGGAUGUGUGGUUGGGCGCGAUGUGGUGGGCGGCUGGGCCUUGGUGGGGGAGUUAUAUCUUUAGUAUGGAGCCAACGAGUGGGACGGCGUAUCAGGGGAUGUUGGCGACGUUGGAGCCGUUUUUGGGGUGA
Molecule: messenger RNA, 1035 nt
Organism: Penicillium argentinense
Lineage: Eukaryota; Fungi; Ascomycota; Eurotiomycetes; Eurotiales; Aspergillaceae
Product: glycoside hydrolase family 5 protein
Exons: 5
Coding region: 1-1035 (344 amino acids)
Biological process (GO): glucan catabolic process
Molecular function (GO): hydrolase activity, hydrolyzing O-glycosyl compounds
Source: RefSeq, a predicted model, not a curated record